ACCUGUGCAGCGCAGGACCUCCGAGGAAGGAGCGGAGAGUGAACCGGGCUCUUGUAUCAUUUCUCCGGUCCGUUUUCAGGCACUUUUUGGUUUUGACAGUACUUUUUAGCAGCGGCUUUUCUGUUCUCUUCGACUGGACCGAGUCAACUCCGCCCAGACAGACUCAAAAAUGGAGAUAGAGAAAGAAGUAAAAAAGAUGACCCUCGGGCACGAGUUUGGCGCUGGAGCGUCCUGUUUGAAAUGCAAGGACAAGUGUGAAGGCUUCGAGCUGCAUUUCUGGAGAAAAAUCUGCAGAAACUGCAAAUGUGGCCUUACAGAGCACAACGUGCAGAUGAACUCGGAGGAGAACAAGAAGGUAGGCAAGCUGUUCGAGGACACCAAGUACACAGGCCUCAUGGCCAAGCUGAAGAGAGACGGGAUCCCCGGCAACAAGGGCAACAUGGUGACCAUCACUCUGCCCACCUCUGCCACUGCUUACAUUGUACCGCCGAGUGCUUCCUCCACUGUGGUGCCCCCCUCUGCCACAGCUGGUUCUGUGCCGUCUGCUGGAGCUGCUGCAGGCUCUGCACCCAGCGGCGCUCAGGCUCCACCUCAGCCACAGCCCGUACCAGCCAGCGUCGCACCGGUAAAGGCUAACAAAGUGCCGGUUGCUGUUAGUGCCUCAUCAGCCAAUGUGGUACCAGUCCCCAAAGAUGCGCCAAUGAAGUCUGUCACAUAUGAGUGGGCACCACCAGUUGCCAAUAAGUAUCUGGUGGCACGUUACUUAGAGCUGCUCCCACCAGAGAGACGUCCGGUGGUUGGUACAGAGGGAGCCACUUACCGUCGGCAGCAGAUGGCCCGCCAGCUGCCCGAGCAUGACCAGGACCCCUCCAUGUGCCACGAGCUGAGCCCUGCUGAGGUCAAGCAAAUGCAGCAAUACGUCCGCAAGUACAAGGACGAGGCCCUGGGUGUUGGAGAUGUUAGGCUGCCUGAAGAGAUGGCUGUGGUUCAGGCAGGAGGCCAGGGAGGAGUUGGGGUUGGGGCUGGAAGCGCAGCAGGUGCCAGAGGGCCAGGGUUUGGACCUGGAGUUGGGGGUGCUGGGGUUGGAGCUGGUUCUGGCCCGGGAGCUGCAGGCUCUGGGCCUAUGGCUGGGGCUGGAGCAGGAGGUAGAGGAGCUGCAGUUGGAGUUAGUGCUGGCUCUGGACCUGGAGCAGGAGGUAGAGGAGGUGCGGCUGGAGUUGGUGCUGGUGUUGGACCUGGAGGAGCUGCAGCUGGAGUCAGUGCUGGCUCUGGACCUGGAGCAGGAGGUAGAGGAGGUGCAGUUGGAGUUGGUGCUGGUGUUGGACCUGGAGGAGCUGCAAUUGGAGUCAGUGCUGGCGUUGGACCUGGAGCAGGAGGUAGAGGAGCUGGAGCUGGUGGUGCUGGACCACAUUCAGGCCCUGGGACUGGACCGUCUGCUGGAGGAGCCAUGGGUACAACUGCCACUGCUGGAGCCAUGGGCGUCCCUGGAGCUCAGCUCGCUGGUCUACAACAACAGAACUUUUCAUGCAGUCACUGCCAGCAGCCAAUGCGUCUGGGCGAGCCAGCUGUUUAUGCCGAGCGGGCCGGCUACGACAAGAUGUGGCACCCAGCAUGCUUCGUGUGUUGUACCUGCAACGAACUGCUGGUGGACAUGAUCUACUUCUGGAAGAAAGGCAAGCUGUACUGUGGACGCCACUAUGGAGACAGCGAGAAGCCGCGCUGUGGAGGUUGUGAUGAGCUGAUCUUCAGUAAUGAGUACACUCAGGCUGAGGGCCAGAACUGGCAUCUGAAGCACUUCUGCUGUUUUGACUGUGACUGCAUCCUUGCCGGAGAGACGUAUGUCAUGGAGAAUGACAAGCCUGUCUGCCAGCCGUGCUACAUGAAGAGCUAUGCUGUGAAAUGCUCAUCCUGCCAGAUUGCGGUGGAGCCUGAGGCCCAGCGGGUUUCCUAUGGCGAGUACCACUGGCACGCCCAGCCUCAGUGCUUCAAGUGCUCCGGCUGCUCAAAGUGCCUGAUCGGCCAGCGCUUCAUGGCUGUGCAGGCCUUCCUCUUCUGCUCCGUGGAGUGCAAGAAGAAAACCAUGGCUUAGACGGCCAAACAGCUCCCUACAUCUUCUCCACAACCACUUGUGAAACCAGGAUGGGUUCAGCUCAGACCAGAACCAGAGGACGGAAAACAAACACUGGUGCAGCUGCACAUGGGAGCAGAUGGACUGUGGUUGUGUUGACAUAGAACAGAGUGCCUGAUACCUCUAAUGUAGAGACGUACAAUAACAUUUAGUCCACUUGCUUUUGGGUGCUCUUUUCUGUCUGUCAACAGUUUUGAUAAAUCUGUCUCAAAUAGACACCAAAUCAUCCAGUUUAUCUGCCUUAAAAUCUGUUAUCUUCUUUCAACAAGUACGUUUUUUGUUGCUGCUUUUCUUGCACUGUGUUAAUUUUGUAUCACUGGUGGCAAUCCAGUUUUUUUUUAUGUUAAAUCUGCCUUACAUAGUGUAAGUGCUGUUCUGCUCUUAUAGCACCUGCUGUUGAUUAUGAGUCACGUUUUACUGCUUCCUUGUUACAAAAAACUACUGAUACUCUCCUCUUUGCAGCAAUAUGACAAACAAUAAUAGCAAGGUUUGGGUCUGCUUUGCAUCUGUUGCACUGUAUUUCAGAAAUCGUAACAAACUACACCAAUAUUAUUAAACAAAGAAAUUCACUUCAAUGUGGAUUUCAGUAAAAUAUUUGAAAGUAAUAUCACCCCAGCUGUGAUAACAGUAUAUUUGGCUACAAUAUGUGAUCUAAUGUAGAUGUUUUACUGCAGUAAUACUACAAUAAUAAUAACAAUCUAUUAAGGUAUAUUGGGGUAUUUUCAUAGUACUUUAGGGGGACAAAACAAUGUGAAAACCCUUCAGUAUUCAUUACCAGUUAUCAGUUAAUGUACAAACUAUAGAUCUUUUUCAGGGCAGACACUGUGACAUACCAUGGUAGGAAAAACACAGCUGUAUGUAAUAACAUUUACCAUUUGAAACCUGAGAAAAUUGGUUUGAUUUCUUUCAAAAAAUAUGGGAGAAUGCAACAAACAACUUAACAAAA
This is a messenger RNA of Plectropomus leopardus (leopard coralgrouper), 3074 nucleotides long. RefSeq names its product testis derived transcript (3 LIM domains) (gene tes). The record is from RefSeq and is a predicted model, not a curated record. Lineage: Eukaryota; Metazoa; Chordata; Actinopteri; Perciformes; Serranidae. Gene Ontology annotation, molecular function: zinc ion binding.